Molecule: messenger RNA, 2275 nt
Organism: Xenopus laevis (African clawed frog)
Lineage: Eukaryota; Metazoa; Chordata; Amphibia; Anura; Pipidae
Gene: cnga1.L
Product: cyclic nucleotide gated channel alpha 1 L homeolog
Exons: 9
Coding region: 95-2215 (706 amino acids)
Biological process (GO): monoatomic cation transmembrane transport; transmembrane transport; monoatomic ion transport
Cellular component (GO): intracellular cyclic nucleotide activated cation channel complex; plasma membrane; membrane
Molecular function (GO): intracellularly cGMP-activated cation channel activity; monoatomic ion channel activity; cGMP binding
Source: RefSeq, a predicted model, not a curated record
AUAUUCCAGCUAUCACAAGGAAACCUUUCUCUAUCAACCCACCUCAUGUCCACUUAUUACAAGUAUAAAGCUGCUUCCCAGAACAAAACCCAAAAUGGCUGGAAUAGUUAAUACUCACCAUAUAUACGGCACAGUACCUAAGGUAUCAAUACAAGACAUGGACGAAGUCCUGGAAAGGAUGGAAAAUGGUGAAUGCAGACUUUUAGGUAAGACAGACAAUAUCCAUUGUUCAUCACAAAGCAUGGAAAGUCCUAAAUGUUACAGCAUAUAUUCAAGCAAGAAUCGUGUACAUGCUGUUACAGCAACCCUUCAUCGGGACCAACACCUUCUAGGGGCCAAUGCAGAUUGCAAUACCAAUAACAGUAAUAAUAAGGAAGAGGAGGAGAAAAAGAAAAAGAAAAAAGAAAAGAAAGAGAAGUCUGACCAUAAAAAGGAAAAGAAAAAGGAGAAAGAGAAGAAAAAAGACAAAGAAAAGGGGGAGAAGGAAAACAAAGUUAAAGCAAAAGAGGAGAAAGAGAAGGAGAAAGCAAAAGAGAAAGCAGAAAAGGAGAAAGAGAAGGAGAAAGAAAAAGAAAAGAAGGAAGAAAAGAAAAAAGAAAUAUUUGUCAUUGAUCCUUCAGGAAAUCUAUAUUACAACUGGCUCUUUUGUAUAACAAUGCCUGUCAUGUACAACUGGACUAUGAUAAUAGCAAGAGCCUGUUUUGAUGAGCUUCAACAAGACUAUCUGGAACUCUGGUUCUUUGUUGAUUAUAUAUCAGAUGCGAUUUACAUUGCUGAUAUGUUUGCAAGGACAAGAACAGGUUACUUGGAGCAAGGUCUUCUGGUCAGAGAUGAAGUUAAACUCCGAGACAAAUACAAAAAGACCUCGCAGUUUAAGUUGGAUGUUUUGUCUAUUAUACCAACAGAUAUAUUGUAUUUCCAGUUUGGAUUAAACUACCCAGAGCUGAGGCUCAACAAACUACUAAGAAUAUCACGUAUGUUUGAGUUUUUUCAAAGGACAGAAACAAGAACCAAUUACCCUAACAUAUUCAGAAUCUCCAAUCUUAUCAUGUACAUCGUGAUUAUUAUUCACUGGAAUGCAUGUGUUUACUAUUCCAUUUCUAAGGCUAUUGGAUUUGGGGAAGACACAUGGGUCUAUCCCAAUACAACAGAUCCAGAGUAUGGAAGACUGGCUAGAAAAUAUGUGUACAGUCUUUACUGGUCAACUCUGACACUGACCACUAUUGGUGAAACACCACCACCUGUACAGGAUUCUGAAUUCUGGUUUGUUGUUGCCGAUUUCCUGGUGGGAGUCUUGAUUUUCGCUACCAUUGUCGGUAAUGUCGGUUCCAUGAUUUCAAAUAUGAAUGCUGCCAGAGCCGAGUUCCAAGGGCGAAUUGAUGCUAUUAAACAGUACAUGCAUUUUCGAAAAGUGAGCAAAGAUUUAGAGAAAAGGGUAAUCAAAUGGUUCGACUACUUGUGGACAAACAAAAAAGCUGUUGAUGAAAGAGAAGUGUUGAAAUACCUACCCGACAAGCUAAGGGCUGAAAUUGCUAUCAAUGUACACCUUGACACAUUAAAAAAAGUUCGCAUUUUUGCCGAUUGCGAAGCUGGACUUUUGAUUGAGUUGGUAUUAAAACUGCAACCUCAAGUAUACAGCCCAGGAGAUUACAUCUGUAGAAAAGGGGAUAUUGGAAGAGAAAUGUACAUUAUAAAAGAAGGCAAACUUGCUGUAGUGGCUGAUGAUGGAAUUACACAAUUUGUGGUUUUGAGUGAUGGUAGCUACUUUGGCGAGAUCAGUAUUCUCAACAUCAAAGGAAGUAAAGCUGGUAACCGGCGAACGGCUAAUAUUAAGAGUAUAGGGUAUUCUGAUCUUUUUUGUCUGUCUAAAGAUGACCUUAUGGAAGCCCUCACGGAAUAUCCAGAUGCUAAAGCCAUGCUGGAGGAAAAGGGAAGGCAGAUUCUGAUGAAAGAUGGUCUACUUGACUUAGACAUAGCAAACUCAGGGGCUGAUCCAAAGGAUAUAGAAGAGAAGGUCAUUCACAUGGAAGGCUUAGUGGAAAACCUACAGACAAAAUUUGCUAGACUUUUAGCUGAGUAUGAUUCAGCACAACAAAAACUUAAACAGCGAGUCUCCAAAAUUGAAAAAAUAAUAAAGCCAGAGACUGAAGCUGUAGAAACAGCAAUGGAAGAAACCAAAGAUGAAGCUGAAGCACCACCACCCUCAAAAGAAUAAAUUCAUUUAAAAUUGCAAAACUAACUUGUAUCAUAGGACUCUUUUGUAUUAAAUAACAGG